AUGAAAGCUAGUACUCGUGUUCCCUCUCUUUAUCUUCGCCAGCUUGUUUUGGUACUCUUGCUCAGCCACGCAUUUGCCAUAAAGAAGUCAUAUGUUGUGUACUUGGGAGCGCAUUCACAUGGAAAAGACGCCACACAAACUGAUUAUGAUAGAGUCACUGAGUCUCAUUAUGACUUUCUUGGUUCAUUUUUGGGAAGCUCGGAUAAGGCCAGAGAUGCCAUUUUUUACUCUUACACUCGACACAUCAAUGGAUUUGCCGCAACUCUCGAAGAAAAUGAAGCACUUCAAAUAUCCAAGCAUCCAAAAGUUUUAUCUAUAAUCUUGAAUCAAGGAAGAAAGUUACACACGACGAGGUCGUGGAAUUUUCUUGGUCUCGAAAAUGAUGGAAAAAUUCCGUCCGACUCUUUGUGGACGAAGGCCAAGUUCGGAGAAGAUGUCAUCAUCGGCAAUCUCGACACGGGUGUGUGGCCAGAAUCGAAAAGCUUUAGUGACGACUUAAUAACUCGUUCGAUCCCAUCCAAGUGGAAAGGAAAUUGCUCAAAUGAAUUUGAUCCCAAUUUUCGAUGCAACAGUAAGUUGAUCGGUGCCCGCUACUUCUACAAGGGGUACGUCGUUGAAGGGGGACACCUCAAUGUCACCGACUACACGCCGCGUGACUAUCGAGGCCAUGGGACCCAUACCUUGUCGACAGCUGGCGGCAACUUUGUUUUUGGGGCCAACAUACUUGGCUUCGGAAAUGGCACCGCCAAGGGUGGGUCCCCCAUGGCCCGCGUGGCAACUUACAAGGUCUGCUGGCCGCCCCUCGACGAAGGAGAGUGCUUUGAUGCCGACAUCAUUGCGGGCUUCGACAUGGCAAUCCACGAUGGUGUUGACGUGAUCUCGGUUUCUCUCGAAGGUUCCGGUGGCCAAUUUUUCACAGACGGUGUUGCCAUUGGGUCGUUUCACGCGGUGAGUCGUGGGAUCGUGGUCGUUUGCUCGGCAGGAAAUUCGGGGCCAGACCCGGGUACGGUUGCAAACAACGCGCCUUGGCCGAUCACGGUUGGCGCAAGCACCUUGGAUCGGGAAUUUCCUAGCUAUUUAAUCCUAGAAAAAAUAAAAUUCCAGGGACAAAGCCUUUCAGACAUAUAUCUUCCAGAGGGAAAGCGGUUCCCCAUAAUUUAUGCGAAAUAUGCAAACGCCUCUAACGCAACAGCGGAACAAUCGGAGUUGUGUGAACCUGAAUCUCUAGAUGCUAAAAAGGUGAAAGGGAAGAUCUUGGUUUGUCUAAGGGGAAUCACUGCAAGGGUCGACAAGGGCCGGCAAGCAGCCUUAGCUGGUGCUGUGGGAAUGGUUUUAGCAAACAAUGAGGCCUCUGGGAAUGAGAUCAUAGCCGAUGCUCAUGUCUUGCCAGCUACACAUAUCAGUUACACAGAUGGACAGGCUCUCUUAUCUCAAAUGCAUAAAACAAGGUCUCCCAUGGCUUAUAUCACCAAACCAAAAACUCUUUUAAACACAAAGCCAGCGCCGAUAAUGGCAGUUUUUUCAUCGCAAGGGCCAAAUCCCGUUAUGCCGGAAAUUCUCAAGCCGGAUAUCACGGCACCAGGAGUUAGUAUCUUAGCCGCAUAUAGCAGAGCAGUAGGACCGACAGGCGAAGACUUUGACACGCGACGUGUGACGUUCAAUAUCGAAUCGGGUACCUCAAUGUCUUGCCCGCACAUUUCUGGGGUCGCCGGCCUCUUGAAGAAGCUCUACCCAAAUUGGAGCCCGGCUGCCAUUAAGUCUGCCAUCAUGACCACCGCAAGUACACUCGACAACACUUGGUACCCAAUCACCAACUCCAGCAACUCGAGCGCUACACCAUUACCUUAA
Messenger RNA from Striga hermonthica, 1848 nucleotides. Lineage: Eukaryota; Viridiplantae; Streptophyta; Magnoliopsida; Lamiales; Orobanchaceae. The record is from the annotation of a GenBank genome assembly.